UGUUGAGUGAGUGAAGAUUAAUGUCGCGCUUUUCCCGUGCACGCACCUGCCUUGGGACUAGACUCCACCGGAGCUGCCUCACAUUUGAACUGGAAAACCUUGCGCGUGUCGGUGUAUCUGGAUUAACGGAAUGGAUUAGAGAUCUAAGAACGCCUCUUUCCCAUGUCGGAGGAGAUGAAGAAGCAGCACCCUCCUCUUCCUCACCAGGAUGUCCAGAGAGAGAUCAGAGAGGGGGAGUAACUGGGGAUACACCAUGAUGGAGCCCUGAUACAGAGGACAGAGCACAGUUAAAUGGAGGAGCGGGACAGAAGCCGCUCCCCGUCCCGCAGGACCAGUCGGGUGGAGCAGGUGGUGGGGCGAUGGCUACGACGCUCCAGGGAUUCCAGCAGCAGGUUAAUGGGAAGGCGGCUGCGGGGGGGAGAGUCUAGCGGUCAGGAUCAGAAGAACAGCUACCCGGUUAGACUGACCAUCCAGAUCCUACGAGACCCCCUCCUCAACACUCAUGGAAUCACCCUGACACCUCAGACACCCAUACUGGUGCAGGACAUCACCCCAGCGGGGCCGGCUGAUGGAAGGCUCAUCCCUGGCGACCAGGUCGUAAAGAUCAACAAUGUUGCCGUCGAUGACCUGACCCCAGAGCAAGCGGCUGACCUCAUCAGGGAGUGUCAGCACUCUGUGAUGAUAACGGUCCUCAGAAACUCAGCGGGACCCAAGUCUUCCUUCAUCACCCCAGAGAAGAGAGCUAAACUCCGGUCCAACCCGGUCAAAGUUCGCUUUGCUGAGGAGGUUGAGGUCAAUAGUCACUCUCAGGGCAACUCGCUGCUCUUCCUCCCCAACGUUCUAAAGGUGUAUCUGGAGAACGGACAGACCAAGGCCUUCAAGUUUGAACCCAACACCACUGUCAAGGACAUAGUAAUGACCCUGAAGGAGAAACUGUCUCUGUCUCGUAUUGAACACUUCUCUUUGGUUCUGGAACAGAAGUACAGCAUCAGUAAACUGCUGUUACUACAUGAAGAGGAGAGGAUACAACAGGUGGUUCAUCAGAAGGAAGUCCAUGACUACAGAUGUCUGUUCAGAGUGUGUUUUAUACCCAGAGAACCUGAGCACCUUUUACAAGACGACCCCACUGCCUUCCAGUACCUCUACCUGCAGGGUAUAAAUGACGUGCUACAGGAGCGUUUUGCAGUGGAGAUGCGUUGCAACACGGCCCUGCGUCUGGCAGCCCUGCACAUACAGGAGAGACUAGCCAGCUGUGGACAGUCACCUCGGACCAAACUCAAGAUCAUCACGAAGAGUUGGGGCAUUGAGAACUUUAUCUCUUCAACCCUCCUGAGGAACAUGAGGGAAAAGGAUCUGAGAAAGGCCAUUGGCUAUCACAUGAAGAAGAGCCAAUCACAGGAGCCAAAGCAGAAGGUGCUGUCGGCCAAUCAGGCGAAGAUUAACUACCUGGAGGAGCUGUGUGACCUCAAGUCCUUCGGCGGGAAGUCCUUCAGCGCCACCAUGAUGCUCCAGGACAGAGAGUCGAUGGUGACCCUGUUGGUGGGGUCGCGGUACGGUAUCAGUCAGGUGGUGAACCACAAACUGAGCAUCAUGACCACCCUCACAGAGUUCAGCAGUAUCACACGCAUAGAGCUGCUACCAGAGUCUGACCGCGUCAGUCUGGUCAAGAUAUAUCUACAGGACAUCAAGCCGAUCACCCUGUUGUUGGAGUCAGUAGCAGCUAAGGAACUGUCCUGUCUGGUGGCAGGGUACUGUCGUGCCCUAGUGGACCCCAGCCUCAUCAUCUUCCCUGGACACAGGACGAAGCAGCACCGCGUGUCUGCCGAGGAGGGUAUGCUACCACACACACACACACACACACACACACACACACACACACACACACACACACACACAAAAGGAGAGGAGGAGAGAGGAGGAGGGGAGAGGAAAGGAGUGGAGGAGAGAGGAGGAGGGGAGGUUCGGGGAGCUAUGACAGAAGAGCACCGGUCCGUAUCAGAGGAGGCAUCAGACUCGUGUCGUACUGAUUCUCGUUUCAUAACCAGCAUCUCCAGUGACUCCCUGGAUGCUCUGGAGGAAGAUGACCUGAUCGCCUGCUCUUCCUCCCUCCUCACCCUCACCCUCCCUUCCGCCUCACAGUGGAGCCCCCUCAUCCCCAGCCUCACCCACGAGAGGUGCAUCCUCACCCCAAGGAGUGGCAGGAGAGGAGGAGAGUGGAGAGGAGGGGGAGGAGAGUACAGAGGAGGGGGAAGAGGGAGGAGAUCGGUCAACGGAGCUUGGGUCAACUCUCACCAUUCUCCCAUGACCCCUGACUCUAUGAACUCUGAACCUGUGACCCCCGUGGUUGACCCCUCUGAGAACCUGAACUACGCUGAGCUCUCUCUCAUGCUGGAGUACCUCCCCAGUCCUCCGGAGGCGAGUGACGAUGAGGAUGAGGAGGAGAAGAGGGAAGAGAGGAGGAGGAGUAAUGAAGGAACUGGACAGGAGGUAUUGUCUGUAUCCGGAUGUCUCCGGUCCUCCUCCUCCUCACUUAUGGACUGUGUGUUUACCUUCGAGCAGAGCGACGCGAGGCAUUACUACAAUAUCUGCCCUAAUGUUACCCCCGACAGCACCCACAGCCUCACCCACCCUCACCCUGAGACUGAGGAAGAGGAAGGUGGUGGUGAGGAGGAAGAGCAGGGGGCGCUCCUAACCCUAGAGCCCGUGCCCAUCCUCCAGCCGCCUCCAGGGUUCGGAGACAGCAGUUCUGACGAGGAAUUCUUUGAUGCGAGGGAUCGGAUCGCCACCGACUUCACCUCAACAGUCUCCUACCCUGGACCGGACCAAAACCAGGAGCGGAACUGGAACCCAGAUCAUGUUCCUGAUCAGCAUCUGGACCUGGCACAGAACCGGACAGAGAGCUCAGACGAAAGCCAGCAGCUGAGUCUGGACCCAGAACCAUCUGAGCAGAGCCAGAACCCAUGUCCUACUAUCUCCUCUGAGCCACGCCCGAGGGUGAGGGCGUCCCAGCUCGAGUCCAAGCCUAUCCCUGCCAAGCCCAGCCCAGAGGGGUCCCAUCGGGGACCUGGAGAGCCACGUGUGCUUGGUAACCCAAAGGGAAAUCCACGGGCGCCUGAUAACCCGAAGGGUGACCUCCAUAGGAGCUCCAGGAACAGGCGGCAGUCCAUGGAGACGGAGCCCGACAUGAUGGAGUCCAAAUCGGUCACGGCCCUGGACGGCAGCCUCCUCUCCAUCACGGCUGUCCGCUGUAGAGUAGAACCAGAUGGCAAGGAGAGCCCUGAUCAGAGAGGAGACGGGGAGGAGGAAACCCUCACCCUCUCUGGGGUGGGAAGCCCCAACAGGAGCCCCUCUCCGGAGACCACCAGCAACAAGACUGAGGUAAUGGUCACCACCGAAACCACCAAGUACGACGAUGUCACAAAGGUGGCAACAGGGGAGGAUUUGAAAGAUUCCGGGGUGGCGUUGGUAGAAUCGGAUGAUUCUGAGGUUACGCUGACAGAAUCGGAGGUUGGCGAGGUUGUUGUGGAGACGGCCGGGGCGGAAAUCACGAGGUUGAUGGUUUCAGAGGUCAAGGAGGUGAUCGAGAAGGUCGUGAUGAGUCUAGUGGUGACCACACAGAGUCUAGUGGUGACCACACAGAGUCUGAACGGACCGGGGCUCAGCUUCCCUGGUUCUAACAUGAGAGGACAGCCAUUUGGGAGCAAUAGCUUCUGUAGACCCCCAGGUGAGGAGGCAGGCCUGCUGAACACUCUGACUACAGGGUGUGGGGUCUUCACCUCCACCUGUGAGACCCAGCCCAACCAGGCCCACAUGGAAUCCUAUUCGCCGGCCAAGCCUGACUUUGGGUGUAGCUCGGUGCUGGCGUCAGGGUGCGAGACGGUCAUGGAGGGGGUGCAGACGCCCCUGGAGUCAAGUCUCCAUGAUGAUAUCAGCCGACUACGCCACCGCCGCUUCCCACCGCCCCCGCAGGGUUCCAGACCGUCCGGAGCGCGUGGACGAGCUUCUCACCCUCCUGCAGGGGGAGGAUGGGGAGCAGAGGGGGAGGCACCCCAGGGAGACCUGCGCCACCCACUUCUCAGAGAACAAGCGUCUUCUCCACGGGAGGCCCGGAGGCUGAUGGCUGGCUGUCAGAAGGUGGUCCGGGUGGGGCAGACCCCAGACGAGAUGCUCUUCUCCCUCUCCGACAGCUUCAGGACCCUGGUGGGCAUGGCCGGCAUGUGCCUAUGGUUCUCUGGGUGCGACCGGUGCGACCGGAGGAAUGCCGAGGCACUGGCGGGGCUGGCGGACGUGGCCAGAACGUACCGGGAGUUUGUACUGGCGGCGGAGAGGGCGAGCGGGAGGCGGAGCUGUCAUGACCUCAGCACCAAGCUCCUUGCCAAGCAGUGUACCGCCCUCACUGCUUCCGUCUUCUGCCUCACACAGCUGUUCCGCACACUCACCGCACUCUGAACUGAACCAACGAUC
This is a messenger RNA of Oncorhynchus tshawytscha (Chinook salmon), 4464 nucleotides long. RefSeq names its product FERM and PDZ domain-containing protein 1-like. Gene Ontology annotation, molecular function: protein binding. Lineage: Eukaryota; Metazoa; Chordata; Actinopteri; Salmoniformes; Salmonidae. The record is from RefSeq and is a predicted model, not a curated record. Gene Ontology annotation, cellular component: cytoskeleton.